AUAUCCCGAUUCACACCCCCUACCCCUUGGUGGCAGUAAUGCGCCAUUGUGUUGUUUGCCGGCCGCAAAUAAAACUCGAAGAGGAAGCAGCAGGAGAACGCUAACGCUGUUGUAACAUAAAAGGGGCUCGCGCACUGAGGCUAAACAUGUCAGACUCGGAGACAAAACCAUCCAGCCAAGACGGCGGCGACAAGAAGGACGGAGAGUACAUCAAGUUAAAAGUGAUCGGUCAGGACAGCAGCGAAAUCCACUUUAAGGUGAAAAUGACGACGCAUCUAAAAAAGCUGAAGGAGUCUUACAGCCAGAGACAGGGCGUCCCAGCAAGCACGCUAAGGUUUCUGUUUGAAGGACAGAGAAUCGCAGAUAACCAAACUCCGAAAGAGCUCGGGAUGGAGGACGAGGACGUCAUUGAGGUUUAUCAAGAACAGACCGGCGGACUUUGGAAUGAUUAAAUCGCCUGCAUUUCUAAAUCUUUUCUUAUUUUUUUUUUCUUAUUUUGUAUUUUAUUUUGUAUGUACGUAUUUUUUGUUCAGUUUCAAACCAUCUGGAUCAGGGCUUCCACGCGUGAAAACAGGGAGGUGAACGGACUGAGGUAAAGAUGAGAAAAAAGGACAGUGAGUCUCUUACUCUGAAGUGCAGGGAUGCUCAUGCUGUUGACCCGAGCAAUAGAGUUCAGUAGCAUAGUAUCCAAGGUUUUUUUGGGGGGGGGGGUUUGUUUCAAUCCCGCCUUUUUGGUGUGUCAGCAGAAGGAAAACAAUGCUAUCAAGGAACAGACGGCGUCAAAGGAAGAAUCACCCAAAAAGGAAAAUAUUAUCUUCACACUCAUAACAACAAGUAGCGUUAUUAUCACAUGACAUCACACAGCGAGUGCGCUCAUACGGUUUUGCUUCAACUUUAAAGGAAAUAAACUCGCCAUGGACAUUUUUGCUCAUAAUUAUAAUUUUUUUUGAAAAAGACAGCUCCUCCUUUAUAAUUCCCAAUGUUUCAAUGCCAAACAGUAGCGUCCAAAAAGUUUAGUUUAUCAUCGGGCUGGGCUAUAAAUAUGUCACAUUGAUUUUGAGAAUUACAGAAAGCAACUGAAAUGGACAUUUUUAUGUUGAUAACAUUUUGGCCAUAUCGUCCAGCCCUAGUUUAUCAGCUAGAUUUCAAGAAGUUGUGGGUCACUGUUCUAGUCGUCGCUACAACCUAAUGUAAACUCAGGAUCAAUUUAACAACAUAAAUUUAAAUAUACUGAGGAUGUCCAGAUGUGUUUUUGUAAGUGCAUUUCAAGAUUUUUUUAUUACUCACAGUGCUUUAAAAUGCAACAAUAUGUCUCCUAAACCAGGUGAUAACGACCCAAAUAUUUGACUUAAGGAAGCCACAUGGAAAUACAAAGAAUCUUUAGGGAACUGAAGCUAAGCAAUUUUUAGAUGCACUAUUUCUCAAGUCGAUUUAUGGCAAGCAGUGAUUCAAAACUGGCAUUGUCUUGCAUUUUCUUUUAUACAGAAGUUGCAAAGCAAAUUUCACCUGCACUCCUGUUGGAAAUAUGACGGAGGAAUUUUACUCAUCCAGUUAGAUAUUAAAGAUGCAGUUAUUUGUACACAAGGCGGCUUGUUCUACGCAUCUUUUGUAUUUACAUUCAGGGCAUUUAGCAGACGAGGUUUCACAUCGACACUGUCCUCAUGAACAGCUAGAUCACUGGACGGCCUCUGUAUCUCAUUCUCAACCAUGCAGUUUCCGUGGAUCUGAAUAAUUUGCGUUUAUGACCUCUGUCCUUCAUGUCUAUAGAACUGCACCAUCGUGAAAAUGUUAAACUACGAUAAUAAUUGAGCUCAUUAUGAUAAUAUUUGAGAUUUGAAGCAUUUUUAAAAAAAAAAAAAAGAUACUUGUGCUUUACUUGUAUAUGUUGUAUUCAGUAUUUGUGUGUUUGAUUGAUUGCUAUGCCACAUGUAUCUUUAGUGUUGUCUUUUAUUUAUAUUGGAGGGUUCAUUUUGCAAGUAUAUAUAGAAAUAUAUACCUAUUCUGAAGAUAUUUUGCUCCCUGACGGUCACGGUGUUUUCAACUUGUAGGUUUCUGUCCUCCAGCAGUUUGUGCAAGAAAAUGUCUUGCAAUAUUCAGGCUUGUCAUUUACAAACAGUGACAUGUCUUUGGUGUCAGCUCCUUUUUUAAGCUUUUCUUUUUUGGGAUGAAACUCUUAACGUGUUCCGUAUAGGUUCCUCAAGAAGGUUGAAAUAAUUAGCAUUAAAUUGCACUAAUGAGAAUUUAAAGCUCUUAGCUGCCAUUUAUGCUACAAAAGCAAGAAAGCGUCCAAGAAAAAUUUCCUAAAUGAAGUGAACCAGCGAUUUGGCGAUUACUGAUCAUCUAUCGGUUUUCAUCUCCCAGAGGUGUUUGGGAUAAAGAAGAUCUGUCCCUUUAAAGGAAAACAUGGCCUCAAUUGGAUUUCCGCAGCCUGACCGUAAUUAUUUUUUCCUUUGUGCAUCAGUCAGCAGCUCAGGUGAAGGGACUGUUCAACAUUAUAGGAACAAUGAUACAGAUGGUUUGAAAUUCUGGAGAUGAGCUCUUUGCUUUUUUUGAAUAAAAUAUUUAAGAAAAAAAAACUGCA
This is a messenger RNA of Scophthalmus maximus (turbot), 2581 nucleotides long. RefSeq names its product small ubiquitin like modifier 1 (gene sumo1). The transcript is spliced from 5 exons. Gene Ontology annotation, biological process: protein sumoylation. Bases 147 to 452 code for a protein of 101 amino acids. Gene Ontology annotation, molecular function: ubiquitin-like protein ligase binding; protein tag activity. Gene Ontology annotation, cellular component: PML body; nucleus. The record is from RefSeq and is a predicted model, not a curated record. Lineage: Eukaryota; Metazoa; Chordata; Actinopteri; Pleuronectiformes; Scophthalmidae.